AUGAGAAAUACUUUCCUCUUUAGUGUACAUGUACUCAUCUUUUGUUGUUUCAAUACACUCUUAAACAACAGCACAUCUUACAUUAGUCUACAUGACUGCAGCCCACCUAACUUCAGCCCACUUUACUUCAGCCUACCCUACUUGAGUCCACCUUAUUUCAACCAUCUUACUUUCAGCACACAUAACUUCAGCCGACCUAACUUCAGCCCACCUAACUUCAGCCGACCUAACUUCAGCCCACCUAACUUCAGCCCACCUAACUUCAGCCCACCUAACUUCAGCCCACCUAACUUCAGCACACCUAGCUUCCGCCCACCUAACUUCAGCCCACCUAACUUCAGCCCAACUAACUUCAGCACACCUAACUUCAGCCCACCUAACUUCAGCCCACCUAACUUCAGCCCACCUAACUUCAGCCCACCUAACUUCAGCCCACCUAACUUCAGCCCACCUAACUUCAGCACACCUAACUUCAGCCCACCUAACUUCAGCCCACCUAACUUCAGCCCACCUAACUUCAGCACACCUAGCUUCAGCCCACUUUACUUCAGCCCACCUAACUUCAGCCCACCUAACUUCAGCCCACCUAACUUCAGCCCACCUAACUUCAGCACACCUAACUUCAGCCCACCUAACUUCAGCCCACCUAACUUCAGCACACCUAGCUUCCGCCCACCUAACUUCAGCACACCUAACUUCAGCCCACCUAACUUCAGCCCACCUAACUUCAGCCCACCUAACUUCAGCACACCUAGCUUCCGCCCACCUAACUUCAGCACACCUAACUUCAGCCCACCUAACUUCAGCCCACCUAACUUCAGCCCACCUAACUUCAGCACACCUAGCUUCCGCCCACCUAACUUCAGCACACCUAACUUCAGCCCACCUAACUUCAGCCCACCUAACUUCAGCACACCUAGCUUCCGCCCACCUAACUUCAGCACACCUAACUUCAGCACACCUAACUUCAGCCCACCUAACUUCAGCACACCUAACUUCAGCACACCUAACUUCAGCACACCUAACUUCAGCCCACCUAACUUCAGCCCACCUAACUUCAGCCCACCUAACUUCAGCACACCUAACUUCAGCCCACCUAACUUUCAGCCCACCUAA
Molecule: messenger RNA, 1116 nt
Organism: Biomphalaria glabrata
Lineage: Eukaryota; Metazoa; Mollusca; Gastropoda; Planorbidae
Exons: 1
Coding region: 1-1116 (371 amino acids)
Source: RefSeq, a predicted model, not a curated record